Molecule: messenger RNA, 2564 nt
Organism: Toxoplasma gondii ME49
Lineage: Eukaryota; Apicomplexa; Conoidasida; Eucoccidiorida; Sarcocystidae
Product: L-isoaspartyl protein carboxyl methyltransferase family protein
Exons: 4
Coding region: 588-2207 (539 amino acids)
Biological process (GO): protein modification process
Cellular component (GO): cytoplasm
Molecular function (GO): protein-L-isoaspartate (D-aspartate) O-methyltransferase activity
Source: RefSeq, a predicted model, not a curated record
GGGCGCCCAAACUGCACCAACAACACAUGCGACAGCCCAUCUUUUACACCGCACUCCGUACCUGUCUACGAAACCUACAUACGUUUAGAUAGAUAGAUACUCUUACACGGACAUUGGCAAGCGCGUGAAGUGGACAUCUGCUGCCCUUAUCGAUGAAAUCUCCAGAAGACACUCGAUUUUUUGGUGUUGUUUUCGGUGGAUGUGCAGCGAUAUACUUGAGCAUCGCUUCUGUUGCUUAGUUCCCGAGUCAGCUCGUGAAGUCGAGGUGUCAGUUUUCUGUCCUCGACUCUCCUUGUGUUGAAAGUUUGCAACUUCUUUUUCCGUCUUUCUCGCCUCUAAAGUUUCUUGUUGAUUGUCAAGGGUUGAUGACUGCAAAUUUCUGCUUUUCCUUGAGUGUAAUUAAAAAAAGGCCGCCGCUCUUCCACUGAGAAAGCUUCUUUCUCUGCGUGCGCUGACCUUCGCGGGUGUCGCGGCACGAGUUAGCUCUACACUUCGACACGCAGAUCGUCGACUGAGUAGAGAAGCGGGAGAAAUUUCUUUGUUGACACGGUGACGGCAAGCAAAAUUGAUGCGUCGACCAUGUGACCAUGGUUCAGCCACUUCCACCAGGGAAAAAAUGCGUUUGCCCUCCCUUCCGAAUCCUCAGGCGUGUGGCGACGGUGAGCUUGCUCGCGGCAUUCAGUUCGGGUGUAUGUACACCGCACGCGGGUGUCUCGCAGCUUUGUAGGCAGGCAGUUUUGGAAAAUUUAACGUCGAUUUCCUACUUUUUUCGUGUGCUUUCUUCUGCGAGUCGUCUUCAAAGCAAGGGCACGACCUCCUGCUCUCUUUCGCCCUUCGCGCUGGCGCAAAACCCAGAGUUACGGCCUUCAGACCACACUCGCCUGCCUUCGUCCUCACUGGCGUGUGCCAGCGGGGGCAGCGUCGAUUGCAGAGCGUUCUCUUUGAAGAAGGCACACCUAAAGACGGGGCUUUUCGCGGCGAGAACUCGACUUUUUCUCUCGCCUCUCCUCCGGCACCUCUUGCAGCCUUCACUGGUCUCGUUCCUCUCUUCUCCCGCCACCUUCCAACGUUUCCUCUCUGUCGCAGAACGACCAGGCACGCCCUCAGCAUACACGCGACAGUCAGCAGACAGACGCGAGCCUAGGAAGACAGAAAGAGAACCGGCGGCGACCUCAGCUUCUCUUCCUCUCCACCUUCCUUCUCGGGCGCCUCGACGCUUCGCCCCUGUGUUGCUCCCGGCCACCUCAAUAGUGUCACAACAAGAGAGAGGUGAAAAUCGGGACGAAACGAGAGAGGAACGCAGUGAAGCAGGCGAAAAGGGAGAGGAGAGCAAGCUCGAUGCAGACGCUGAGGAAAGCGACAAUGAAGAAGAAAUAAGUGCGAGUGAGGCGAGAGAGAAGAGAGGCAUCAUGGCAUGGCGAUGUUCAGGCGCAAGUAACGACGAGCUCGUCGACAACCUCCGAGCCUCAGGAAUCGUCCGUGACCACAGAGUCUACGACGCUAUGAAAAGUAUCGAUCGAGGGAACUUUAUUGACGUCUGUCCCUAUGCAGACAUGCCUCAGCCGCUGGGAAUUUCGUCUGCGACUAUUUCCGCUCCCCACAUGCAUGCCUCUGCUCUAGAGGCUCUCAAAGAUCAUCUCGUUCCAGGAAAUAGAGUUCUCGAUGUAGGCUCCGGGUCAGGCUACUUGACUGCAUGCAUGGCCCACAUGGUCGGCGUGAGAGGGGCCGGAAAGGCGGAGGACGCCAACACUCCCGAAGGAGUGGCCGUCGGAAUCGAUUAUCUUCCAGAUUUGGUUAAAUACUCUGUCAAAAAAGUGAAGGCGGCGUAUCCGGCCCUGUCGAAGAAUCCCCGCUUCAAACUUCUCGUUGGAGACGGCUGGCGAGGUCAUCCCGAGCUCGGGCCGUACGACGCGAUCCACGUCGGAGCCGCUGCGUCUUCGAUUCCUAGGGAACUCCUCGCGCAACUUGCGCAUGGAGGAAAAAUGGUGCUUCCCGUGGAAACGACGUCGGACGGCCAAGUGGUAUUCGAAGGACCAGAAGAAGAAACGGAACGCCAGUUGAGCCGCGGGCGCGGGUGGUGGUCCGACCGUAACCAGGUGUUUGUUGAGGUGUCCAAAGACGCUCAAGGCAAAGUCCGAGUGAAGAAACUGAUGGGUGUCAUGUAUGUGCCUCUCGUGAAGCAGUCAAGCUCACGUGGAGAAAGAUAAGAACGGCCUUCGGUGUGUGUGUGUGUCUCGUCAGUGUGACGUGGAAAGCGGAACGGGUCAGGCAGAGGACGUCAGUCGGUGGACCGACGACUCAGGUCUCUCCGUACCUAUGUUAACGAGAAUCGAGCUCGGAAGAGUGUUGCGGUACGUGAACGCUUUCGAGUUUGGAGCUGUGGCCGUCGACAUGUGAACGUUCGGGGAGGUGUGUCGCGCUUUCUCUCUCGUUCGUGUUCUGUUUUUCAAGAGUCCGAGAAAGUGUGAGAAUGCGACUGAUUCAACGACUCUGCUGACCGACGCUUUGGCAGAGAACGAAAAAUUCGAUCUUGCCGGAAACAACGCGCCCCUCCGUCCUCAGCC